Messenger RNA from Helicoverpa zea (corn earworm), 3755 nucleotides. Its product is annotated as armadillo-like helical domain-containing protein 3. Gene Ontology annotation, biological process: regulation of Golgi organization. The record is from RefSeq and is a predicted model, not a curated record. Lineage: Eukaryota; Metazoa; Arthropoda; Insecta; Lepidoptera; Noctuidae. Gene Ontology annotation, cellular component: cytosol. The coding region runs from base 293 to 2329 and encodes 678 amino acids. The transcript is spliced from 13 exons.
ACUUACAACAAGUGUCAAGUGACGAAAGUUUACAAUUUCCAAUUUGUUAACUUUUUCGUAGUUGUAUUAAUUAUUACUUAUAUUGCGUGGUUUAUUUUAUCGGCGGGCCUCGUAUAUGAUUACUUAAUUUAUUUCAAUAAAACUUUUAUUGUUGAUCAUUAAUUACUUAUCGUAUUAUGGUCAAUACACUAUAACAGACCUAGCCCGAUAAGGCUUCGUUGGCAUACUUUUGAAGUGAUAUAGAGUGAAGUGUAAUAACCAUUUUAUAUUAUUACAUCUCACAAAAGAUACAAUGGCUACUCGCAAAAGAAGUGGAUCAGGGUCUAAAAGACACCUGAAGGAAAAAGUGGUGCAAAUUUAUGAGUCUUUCUUCAGAGGGGAAGAUUUAACUACUGAUAAUGCAACAUUCUGGGACGAAUUUUUUCUGUUGAAGCCUAAAAUUCCUCAAUUGGAAGCUGAAAUUCACAAACUGUCUGUGGAGCAGCUCAUGAAUAUGAAAGACAGUAUGAACUUGCUUGUAUCCCAAUGUAUUGAAAUGUUAGGGCAGGAGCAUCACAUAAGAUUGGUAUAUGCUCUUCAAACAUUGAGUGCUCUUUUGAUAACCAUGUAUCAAAGAGCAACACAAGACCCAAACAUCAACAUCAAAAUAAUUUUGAUUGGAUCAGAUAAUCCUGACAUGAAAAUGCAAAAGUUUUUUGAACAUUGCAGCACCAUAUUAUCAGGAGAUGUUCCAGACAGUCUGAAGUCAAUGGUUUUAAAGCUUCUACUGGUAAUAGCAACAGGAAUAGACAAUAUUGAUGAUAAUCCAUUAGUGGAGUAUUUUAUGCAAAACUCAUUGUUUGAGCCUUUAAUACAACUCCUUUGCACAUCUACUGAAAGACAACAUCAUGGAUAUGAUGUGGUCAUGUUGUUGAUGUUUUUGGUAAAUUAUAAAAAACAAGAAUCAGCUAAUCCUUAUGUAGUGAAGUUAUCAAUACUAGAUGACGAAUUAGCAUUAAAUGGAUAUGGGCAAGUCAUAACCGCAGCAUUGAAUGACUACGUGAUGUCCACUUUCGGCGGCAUGCAGGGAGGAGGUGGGGGCGGGGGUUGGCUGUCCUCUCUCACCAGCAUGGUCGGCGGGAUAUUCCUUACCAGUGAUGAGACUCAACCUGUAGUAAGAGGGCAGAGAAACAGUGGUGGUGAAGAAGGAAUGUUACUAGCAUUAUACGAGGCAGCUCACUUAAAUCGCAACUUUAUGACAACUCUCGCGCAUUCGUCGUCGGCAGCUGCUUCCUCGGCGCCCCCCUCGCCGCCUGCGACCUUACCGCCGCAUCAGACCCCGCCGAAUUUAACACAAAUUCAAGCUCUUGACAAUGAGCAGCCCACAAACCUACUAGUCACGUUCUUCCAAUAUUGUUCCAUUGUAAUGGCAGAUACGCGAAGCGAGUCAAGCAUAAACAAAUGCAGCCUAUGUUUCAUUAUACUUACCUGUAUAGUUGAAGAGCAAUUCGCUAAUUCUAUUAUGCAUGACCAAAAUCUUACAUUUAAGGUACAGUUAUACAGGCUUCCAAUGCGCCAUAGGAAAAUAGUGUUAGAAGAACCACCAUCGCAGCCACUGGCAUCUACCUUAAUAGAUCUUCUUGUCGAAUUUAUAAUGUGCCAUCUACUAAAGAAAUUCCCUGGGGAGCUGUAUCAACUGUGUGUUGGAGUAUUACUAAGGCUGCUAAGCUAUCAGAAGCGAUGUCGCGUGAGACUCGCACGCGAUUGGCGACCGUUAUGGGCUGCCCUUAUUGCGCUACUGAAGUUCUUAGUUACCAACGAAAGCACUCUAUUGAGGAGGCAUAACAUUUUCAUCAUGGCCCAACAGGUUGUGAAUAUUUUCAAUCUGUUCAUAACAUUUGGCGAUACAUUUCUGCCAACUCCGGCGUCGUAUGACCAGUUAUAUUACGAACUGAUUCGAAUGCAUCAAGUGUUUGAUAAUCUUUUCUAUAUGGCCUUACGUUAUUCAACCAGUGACGGUGAAUUCAAAGCAGAGGCAUUGCGACUAGCCAACUGUCUGGUGAAUGUGCGAGCUAUAAUCCAGCACUUCUCGCCGAAAAUAGAAGCAUGGCUUGCUUCACAGAAUCUUUCUACACCUACUGAAGAUCAGAUUCUCGAAGUAGUCAGGAAGAACUACGACAGUUUGAUUCUUAAGUUACAAGAAGGCUUGGAGUCUUACGAACGGUAUUCGGAAAGGGACCAUCGGCCGCUGCUCUCGCGCCUCGUGUUGGCCGCACGUCAACGUAGCGACAGCUCCGCCCUACACCAUCACACGGCCGCUGCACUAGAACAUUACACGAGCAUCUCUUGAAUAUUUCAUCCUCAGUUCUAUGGUACGAUACCGUUCUGCAUGUAUAAGGCGUUCCAGUAAAAGCGCCUUUGGACUAUCUGCCCUGUUCGGUCCCAAUUGGAUAUUUGACUGUUUUGUUUUUAUUGGUUUAGCCGUUUUCCCGCGGUUUCAACCGCGUCCCAAAGGGCACUGCUGCCCGUACCCGGAUAAUAUAUAGCUUCCCAACAUUGAAAGAAUUCUUAAAUCGUUCCAGUAGUUUCGCAGCCUUUUCAUGUCAAACAAACAAUCAAAUUUUCCCUCUUUUUUAAAUAUUAGUGAAGAUUAAAAAACUGUGCACACACAAAUUCAAUUUCUUCUGACUUUCUCCAAAAACUAUCAUAUACUUUUUCAUUGUAUUUUUUAAACGAUUUUAUAUAAGAUCUACUUUCAGUUUUAGGUGUUUGUUGACAUUCAAAUACCCAAUUGCUAUUAACGCCGGCUGUUUAAAUAAGCGCACUAAAAAAAUAAUGAAAGUAUGUACUUCUAAACUGAAUUAAAUAAAUGUUUGACCUUGUUAUGAGGACAUAAUAGAUACCUAAAUCAAUUUUAAAGUUUCGUUCUUGGAGCAUGAACCAAGACGAUAAUAUAAUUAUUUUAAAAUAAAUGGCGAAAUCUUGGUAACUUAGCUGUUAUCUAUUCCAAAAUAUAUUUACAGCCACAAUUAAUUAAAUCAGCAUGUAUUUCAUUAAAUCUUUAGAUCAAUAUCGGAUAAUCCAUUUGAUAACAUCAUAAGGUGAUCAUAUCUAUAAAAACCUUUAUGUUAAUAAGGUGAUUACAAUUUAAUGGAUUAUUAUAUUGUUUAGUAGAGGUAGUGACAAUACAAUAAUUUUACAGAUAGUUAUCUUGUGUAAGUAAUGGUCUGUAUUGUAAGGUACAUCUGUAUUUUAUUUACCUUAUUCUUAUAUAUUAAUUAAGGUCUAGUAUUUCGAUACGCAUUCGGUUGUUACCUUACUUUAUGGUUAGAGUCAAUUUAGAGUUUAUACCCUUUGUCAACAUACCCCCAAUGGUCCAUGCAUUUUGCGUUCUUAUGAGUAGAGGCCAAAGACAAGCGCUUUUUAAGUUACUCCUUGAGAUCGCCCAAAUAUGAUUUGUAUCUUAAAAUAUUUAAACAUCUGAAUUAGCUCACCUUAUGUUUUAGAUGCUUGGUGUACCUAUUUAAUAUUAUUGGCCAUGUAUUUUUAGAAAUACCUAUAUUUAUAUUUAACUAUACAGAAAUUAUAUUUUUAAAAGAUAAGACUUUAGGUUACUUAUAAAGGAAUUAUCAUUUUACCUUUAUGAAUUAGAGUAAUCAUCUGAGUGAACAGGCGAAAUAAUAAUUAUGAUAAUACUUUUGAUAUAUGUGUAUGGAAGAGCUUUUAAAUGAAGUAUAUGAUUAAUGUUACUUUAAUAAAUUAUUUUUGUGAACCAA